UUGGAGCUGACGCGUACAUGCAAACUGGUCUGAGCCGUUUAGCUGCAAUAGACAGAACUCAGACAAACACUGUUUACACACACACAUUUGUCUGUCAGGGCGGUGUUGAUGAAUACAGAUAUUGAUUGAUGCAUGCCAUAUUGACUUGGCUUAUUUAAUUACACGAGGGAGAAAAAUACAGUAUAAGAAACACCCCACAGUAUUGUACAGUGCACUUUUACAGCACUACGGAUCACAAUAAUUGUUCGAUAUAACUUGACGGGAGUAUUCUUCGCACAUUUGUGACAAGAUUGAAUGGUUGGAAACAGCACCGCCUUGUGUCGAUGAGCGGGAAGGCGUCUGAUCGGUUGCUUGGCUACAAGGCAACAACUGGCUUCGCCUGAGGUGCUGGUGGAAAAAAAUAGGCAAAAGCUCUACACUGGAAGUAUUAACAAUUUUAUGUCGUAAUAGCAGCAAAGCUACUAAACUGCUCCAGCUGGGAAACACCAAAAAUGGCGUCAGUGGUUCAACAUGGCCGACGGAGAGGAUCCAGUAUGAGUGUCUCUCCAGCAGAGGACAGCAGUGGCACCAUCCAGCCUCCAGAUCUCCAUCAGGUCACCAUCUUAUCCAAGGCAGACUGGCUGAGGAUCCAGGGCAAAAUCAAGGGUGUGGACAAGGAGAAGGAGAGCAUGAUGGAGGCCAUGAGGCAGAGAGAACUUCUCCAACAGAAGUCCAAAGAGAUGGCCAAGCUGUGGCCCAACACCCUCGCUUGUCAAAGACAGAAGAAGCUGGAGGCGAAGAAGAUCCGGGACCAGAUGGAGGAGGACAAAAGGAACCGGAUCGACAUGGAAGAGGCCAAAUACCGAGAGGAACAGCGCAAAGAGGCCAUCGAGAAGGCAAAGCGGCAGCUGUACUAUCAAACAGAGCGCGUCAAAGGACUACACCGUGCACUCUUGCUAACAGAGGUUCUGAAGGAAAGGGAGGCCCAAAUGGAGCUGAAGCAAAGAAGAAAGAGUGCCUCCAAAGAGCUUGACAAAGAAUAUGUGGAGAUGAUGAAGGCCAGAGAGGAUGAGGCUUUGAAAAGAGAGCAGGAGAGAAAACAAGAGAAAAGACUGGAAAGACAGGCUGUUGCAGAGGACCUGAAGAAGCAGAUAGAGGAAAAUCAGCUCGCAAGAGAACAACAGAAGCUCCAGACCAAGAAGGACGGCGAGGAGAUCCAACGCCUUCAAGAGCUCCAUCAGUGGGAGCUCAAGCUGGAGGAGGAGACGCAAGCCAAGCAGAAGAGCGAAUUCAUGCAAGCUCAGCUGGAGCAUCUUGCUCAAAGAGACAUCUCAAAGGCGGCUGAUACGGAACAACAGGAGGCGGAGGAAGCCCAAAGAAAGCUUUUCCUGUCUGCAAAGGAGAAAAUGGUGAAGUUGAGAAGGGACAAAGAACAGGAGUUGCUCAAAGAGGUCCAGAAUCGCAGAGAGAAGAUCAUGGACAAACUAGCAAUGGCUCAGCAGGAGCAGACGGAGCAGCAGGAGCAGCGGCUGGCCAAGGCUGUGGCAGAGCAGGAUGCAAAGAGGAUGCAGCAACAGUGGGAGGAGGAGGAGCGGAGGGCGGCGAUGAUGAAGUCAAUCACAGCACAUCGGGAACACAUGGUCCAGGAAAAGGAAAGCGAUGACUCCAUGAGAAAGGAGAAGGAAAGAGCAGCGCUGCAGGCAAAGAAAGAAGCUGACAGGAUAUUCUCAGAGGAACAGAAACUAAAGGCGCAGAACACCAGACAGGAGCUUCAGAAGUUACAAGGUUUCAAUGCAUGCCAGAUGGUGGAGAAACAGGCCAGGCGGCAACAAGUGAGGAGAGCAGAACACGGGUUUGAAGCAAAGAACCUCGAGCUCCUUGCUGAAGAGGAGAAAGCUUUUGAGAAGUACUCCUUGGAGGUGGUCCAAGCAGCAGCCGCCGCUCAGCGCAGCGUCCUUCCACUUUACAAGGCCGUGAGGGAGGGGGUCGCAUGCGGUCCCAGUUUUCCCGGAGCGAGACCUCGCUACCUUGUUCAAGACACGAGUGGCGCUGAAAUGCCGAAAUACAUCUCAGCCACCACGCGGGGUAUCAAGGAGAUUCAUGAGGUUGUAGAUAUUGAAGAGGCAAAGAAGAGGCUUGGGUUUAUGUGGUGACAUGGGACAUCCCGAUGGCCUCUCCAGGCUGGAAGCAAAAACUGACUUAAGGAGAACUGAACGAAGCUAACAUUUCAAAAGAUGCGACUUAGGGCCUGUCCACACGAGGAUGUUUACUUAGGGCCUGUCCACACGAGGAUGUCUACUUAGGGCCUGUCCACACGAGGAUGUUUUCAGGUGGACACGGUUAAGUGAAGUGACGUUCCAUGUCCAAAGAAAGAAAGUGACUCAGAGAAGUAAUUCCACUUCGUUGUUAGUCAACACAAGCCGGACAAGUGGAAGAUGAUGGACCUACAGUAAUGGGCAUGUGUUCUUUGGAGCAUUCCCGUGUGUGAACUGUAAUUGUGCUAAUAAUUGCUGCAGAACAAUAUUCUAAAAUGUUAUUUGGAUAUUUUUAAUUUCUUUCUACAGGAGGGGGAACAUCUUGCACAAUAAACAACAUUUUUAUGUUGUACUUCUGGCGUUACACUUUCCUCUAUUUCAAAACAAACAAGAGGCAUCACUCAGUGGACGAAGAUGACAAGAGACUGAUAUAUCUAG
Molecule: messenger RNA, 2672 nt
Organism: Dunckerocampus dactyliophorus (ringed pipefish)
Lineage: Eukaryota; Metazoa; Chordata; Actinopteri; Syngnathiformes; Syngnathidae
Gene: cfap210
Product: cilia and flagella associated protein 210
Exons: 9
Coding region: 492-2132 (546 amino acids)
Source: RefSeq, a predicted model, not a curated record